AUGUCUGACGUCGAAGAACAACAACAAUUUGAAGAAGAAAUCAUCUCUGAACCAGUCGAAGUUCAAUACGUUGAAUUAGCAACUCCAAUUCCAAAGGAUGUCCAACAAGGUGCAGCUGAAGUCAAGUUGUUCAACAAGUGGUCUUUUGAAGAUGUUGUUGUUAAGGACAUCUCCUUGACUGACUACAUCCAAGUCAGACAACCAGUUUUCGUUUCCCACACUGCAGGUAGAUACGCUACCAAGAGAUUCAGAAAGGCACAAUGCCCAAUCAUUGAAAGAUUGACCAACUCCUUGAUGAUGAACGGUAGAAACAACGGUAAGAAGUUAAAGGCUGUCAGAAUCAUUAAGCACGCUAUGGAAAUCAUCCACAUUUUGACCGACUUGAACCCAUUACAAGUCAUUGUCGAUGCUAUUGUCAACACUGGUGCAAGAGAAGAUACCACUAGAAUUGGUUCCGCUGGUGCAGUCAGAAGACAAGCUGUUGAUGUCUCUCCAUUAAGAAGAGUCAACCAAGCUAUUGCUUUAUUGACCAUUGGUGCAAGAGAAGCUGCUUUCAGAAACAUCAAGACUAUUGCUGAAUGUUUAGCUGAAGAAUUAGUCAACGCUGCAAAGGGUUCUUCCACCUCUUACGCUAUCAAGAAGAAGGAUGAAUUAGAGAGAGUUGCAAAGUCCAACCGUUAA
Pichia kudriavzevii is the source of this 681-nucleotide messenger RNA. RefSeq lists its product as uncharacterized. Lineage: Eukaryota; Fungi; Ascomycota; Pichiomycetes; Pichiales; Pichiaceae. Gene Ontology annotation, cellular component: cytosolic small ribosomal subunit; ribosome. The record is from RefSeq and is a predicted model, not a curated record. Gene Ontology annotation, biological process: translation; ribosomal small subunit assembly. Bases 1 to 681 code for a protein of 226 amino acids. The transcript has a single exon. Gene Ontology annotation, molecular function: rRNA binding; mRNA binding; structural constituent of ribosome.